CUCAGCCAAUCUGAACGCUGUGACGAGGAGAGGCAGGAUCCCAAUAUUUAACACACGGGGCACUGAUACAUCCACACCUGUCACUGACUGCUCCUCGUGAAGAACUAAUGCACUUCAUCUCCCUCUCCGCGCACUGAAGGUGUCCACGCACGGGACUGCCGAGCCGACGUCCGCGCGGAUCUCGAGAAGUCACGGCGGCGAUUUCCUCGCGUUUUGUCGUUAUUUACCGGGACACGCGCUUUAUCCCGAACCUGCAAGGAUGCGACAGGACAACUGAACCUCACCUAGCACCGAAACCCGCGACCAUGCCGAAAAGAAACCUGUCUUGAUACAUCUGGAAACCGCAGGAUGCAGAAGAAGCUUUUCGCACCUAUUUGAACAUGGAUCUCCCGUCGUAGCGCGGAUUACAGUAGGACACCACAUGCGCCCCUCGGUCUCUUCAUUACAUGCCGUAUCGUGUUGUGGCAAGCGCUUUAGGUCUGAAGAUGAUCCUGUUCCGUAAAUUUCGCGUGUUGAUUUUAAUGGUGUUCCUCGUCGCCUGCACCAUGCACAUCAUGAUAGACCUGUUACCCAAGCUGGAGAAGCGCGCGGCGGGAGCGAGCUCCAGCGCAGGAGGUGGAGGCGGCUGCUCCUGCGCUCACACACCGGGCGAGGAGCCUCGAUCCUGGGCCAAACAGCGCGCCAGAGCCGCCGCCGCCGCCGCCGCCGCCGAACCGGGCUGGCCUAAUAAACACUCUUUGAGACUACUGCAGGAUUUCAGCAACGAACCCAACUCCAAUCUCACUUCGCACUCGCGGGAGAAGGUGACGGAGAAAGCCGAGUCCGAGAAGAGAGCGAGACAGCCGCAGCCGGGCUCGGAGAAGAGGGGUUUGAUGAGGGACACGGCGAGCGGACAGAGGCUGAGAGCUGUCCAGGGUUCCUCCAGGCUGAAGGCGCUCUACGAGCAUCCCCUCUACAAGACCGACCUGCCUCAUCUCUCUGAAGACGACACCUUGUUCAACCUCAACAAUGAUAUCAGGUUCUACCCCAAAGCUGGCGGACAACAAGAAUGGCAUAACGAGGGGAACGUGGAGGAGGAGGAGUACAGUCCGACAGGGGAGGCCACUGCUGAGUCAUAUCCCAACUGGCUCCGCUUCCACAUCGGGAUUAACCGAUACGAACUCUACUCCAGACACAACCCCGUCAUCGGCGCCCUGCUGAAGGACCUGGUCUCCCAGAAGAUCACCAGCGUAGCUAUGAAGUCAGGUGGAACUCAGCUGAAGCUCAUCAUGUCGUUCCAGAACUACGGUCAAGCCCUGUUCAAACCAAUGAAACAAACCAGGGAACAAGAAACUCCCCCAGACUUCUUCUACUUCUCUGACUUUGAGCGGCACAACGCAGAGAUCGCUGCAUUUCAUCUGGACAGAGUCCUGGAUUUCCGGAGAGUUCCCCCGGUGGCCGGCAGGCUGGUGAACAUGACACGGGAGAUCCGAGACGUGACCCGUGACAAAAAGCUCUGGCGGACAUUCUUCGUAUCCCCAGCCAACAACAUCUGCUUCUACGGCGAGUGCUCCUACUACUGCUCCACAGAACAUGCCCUAUGUGGGAAGCCCGACCAGAUCGAGGGCUCCCUGGCCGCAUUUCUUCCUGACUUGGCACUAGCUAAGCGCAAGACCUGGAGGAACCCCUGGCGCCGCUCCUACCACAAACGCAAGAAAGCUGAGUGGGAAGUGGAUCCGGAUUAUUGUGAUGAAGUCAAACAGACUCCUCCGUAUGACCGAGGCACACGACUCCUGGACAUCAUGGACAUGACUAUUUUUGACUUUCUAAUGGGCAACAUGGAUCGCCACCAUUACGAGACUUUCGAGAAGUUUGGAAACGAGACUUUCAUUAUUCAUUUGGACAACGGCAGAGGAUUCGGAAAGCAUUCACAUGAUGAAAUGUCCAUCCUGGUCCCUUUGACUCAGUGCUGCAGAGUGAAGAGGUCGACGUACCUGCGUCUACAGCUGCUGGCUAAAGAGGAGUUCAAGCUGAGCUCCCUUAUGGAAGAGUCGCUACUGCAGGACCAGUUGGCACCCAUCCUCAUCCAGCCCCACCUGGAGGCCAUGGACCGCCGCUUGCGUCUGGUGCUCAAGGUGCUGGCCGACUGCGUGGAGAAAGAAGGCUUCCCAUCAGUGGUGGAGAACGACCUGGACGGACAGCCCUCCUCGCACCACCACCAGGCGCACGGAGGGAGGUAGUGAGGCCCGAACCUCGGUUCCUUCCAGUCAGCCCCCGCCAUGAGCCCCGCCGAGGCUCGUGCUCGAGUCACGCUCUGAAUUCAGUGAAUUCCACGACUAGCCACCUGAAUGCCUCCGAGGAGCCACCCUGUUGUGUGUGUGUGUGGAUGCGGACCUCUGGGACGAAGACGCUGUUUCUGGAUGGCCGAGGCUUGUGUUUGAGCUGUGCUCGGAGCUGCAGUGCACACUUUUCUGUCGCAUCCCGAUUCGUUCGACGAGUCCGCUGACAUAGUUUAUGACAUUCGCGCAUUUCGAGUCGGCGAGUGUACAGACGAGUUGAUUUCGGGACUCGGAUCUAUAUAUUCAAAUACGCAACUGUGCUCAUGUAGGUCUUCGACAUAAGGGCACGUAAACGAGCUUUAAUGAUAGUGCUGCAGUGCAGCGCUACUGUGCAAGGACACUUGAACCCAUCCUCCCCUGUGCGUUCACAGUUCCACAUCACCCGAACUAAGCCAUCGUUUCAAUUGCGCCAUUGUGCCGUCAAGCCUUCAAUCACCGUGUCAGAUUCAUCACGUUUGUUAUUUCACUUAGGGAGAUUCGGAGGUGAAGUGCGCGCUUCAUUUGAGGUUAUUCAGUGGUGAAGCACGUGUUUAAACGUCUCCGUGGAGAGCGAGAGAAUUGCUCUGAUUGGUUCUUCGGGCGUCCUGCGCCCGCAGUCAGUGUUUCCAAUCUCAGGCCUCAUGCUGAAUACACCUGCUCUCUCUUAAUGAGAACCUUAAGGACGGGCUGAUGCUAUGCUAGAGGAAGUUCUUAAUGAUGUUAGUCGUACUUCACGCUGCAGGUAUCUCGAGUCUCAUCUGGUGGAGUGAUUUCAGCGCUUGAUUAUAGAGUAGGGGACAGGCUAGAGGGAAUGAAACAAACCAAUCGGUCCUAACCAGGAAGCAACAAACGAUAAUCAUUUCAUGUUAGUUUUUGUCCAGCUUAUAAGCAGCGACCUGAGACCAAACCUUCUCCUGCAGGGCCACUUUCCUACAAUGUACCACAAAACUCCUGCCUGGAUGUAUCUAGCAAGCCUAAAGAGCUUGACUGGCCGGUUCAGGUGAGUUUAAUUAGGGUUGGAGCUAAACUCUGCCAGAGCAGGACUGGACACCUCUGGAUAAGAUAUUUUGGUUGGUUUCUGUUUCUGAGUCAGUUUUUUUUUGUUAGUUUGUUUUGCUAACAGCGAACUCCCACUGGUCUGAAAUCCUGCUUUACAUUUUUGUGUGUCAUGCUGCGUUCCAUUCAGUCAGACGUGGGAUCUGAUUGCUCAUCCGGUUCACCGCUCGGUGUUCAAAACACGACACAGCAAACCAAAUGCUCCUGUCUUUGAAGACGUGUCCUGGAAACCGGUUCGGGGAGGCUACAUAAUGGUACUCAGUGCAAGCACUUGUUGUUCUGUGAGAAUCAAACGCUGCCUGUUUUUCUGGUUUUAGUCUCAUGAAAUAUGGAAAUUUGGACUCAUUAAUGCAUCAAAUGUUUAGGGUUGCUCCACCUGAAAAUUAAAUGUUGUCAUUAAUCACUUCCCCCCAUGUCGUUCCGAACCCAUAAAACACAGUUUAAGAUAAUGUGGAUGAAAACCGGGAGGCCUGUGACUGUCCCAUUGAACACUGACAAGAAAGUAUGCACUUUUUGUACAGAAAUUAAAAAAAAAGACUUUAUUCAGCAAUUUGAAUAUGUCUUUCAUACUUCUCUGGACCUUGACAGUGUUAUUUACUUGGCAGUCAAUGGGACAGACACAAGCCACCCAGUUUUCAUCAAAAAUAUCUUUUAUGAAUUUGGAACAACAUUUUUCAUUUUGAGGUGGAGUAACCCUAACAGUGUCCAACUCCGUGUGUGCUCCAACGUUAGCGUGAUCGUACAUCAAUAUCUACUCGGCGUUCCUUUGCACUUCCCCAAAUAUGAUUUUUAGACAGUUUGACUUUCGGAGAUCUGGAGCUGGAUUCAUGAAAAUCUUCUUGAGAUGUAAUAAUGUCAUGAGUUUUACUGCGUUUCGCAUGCAGUCAAAAGUCAUGUCACUCAUAAUCACGACCGAACAUUGUUUAUCAAUCGGUGGUGUCUUAUAAGUUAUUUUUUUGUAGUUGAAGUGCUUAAUAUCUGACGCAACGGAUAAGAUGGAGGUUGUCCAAUCUUCUUUGGAUUAUUAGGUUAUUCGCAAUAGUUCCUAAACUGUUGCUUUUUUUAGGUUUUGAAGUAGAAAGAAAACAACAGUUAAGAAUAGCUUAAGAUUACUCUUAAGAAUCAUUCAUGAAUCCAGCACUGAUUAGCAAACUGUGAAAAGUGGUUAGGCCUAUAGAUGGUUUUAUAAUUGGGUAUCGUUUCCUUCCUACUGUUCUGUUUUGUUUUACAGCGUUACUCACAUAUACUGACCUUUCAGCAAAAGUUAUUAUUCCACAGCUCUGUAUAAAAUGUGUUUUCAGCUCUCACUUAUUUUGUAUUGCGUAAACCAUGGCCAAAAAGGCAAUAGAGUGCCUUUUAUCUUUAUAGCAGUGGUGACUGCCACCUCCAGUCUCGUUCAUUCGCUCAUAUUCACAGCAUUGAAUCUUAAAGAGAUUUUAGGCGGACUCUAAACGAACCUUUUGGAAGUAGUCGUGUGUUAUAUGUUAAGAGCUCACGUUGCUAUUUAUUAAAAGAGAGUACAUUUGCGAGGAAAUCUUGUUGGGUUUUAGGUCUUAUUUUGCAUUUGAGAUUUUUUUUUUUUUUUUUUUUGUGCUUUAAAUGUCCCUGUCGCUCACAGAUAUUGUAAAGAUGAUAGUCUGACUGCUCUGUGUAAAAUUAGGGGCCACGUGUGUUUUGUGUUUAACCCCAGUGCCUGUGCAAUGCUCAAGAAACUUGAAUGUUUGGGAUUAUUCACAAACGGACCUUUUUAGUAGCCCAUGGCCUGGACUCAACGUUUUUUUUUUUUGUUGGCAGUAAGUAAUUAAGAGAUGGUCAAGGCUACUAUAAGCCAAACAGACUUGUUCCCAAUACUCUCAGUGUUUCUGUACAUAUCUGUACAUAUGAUCCAAAAGGCUGUUUUCGGAGCAAAACAAUUGCUUCAGUUUUCUUUUCCUCUCUUAGGCAUUGUUACUGUGAAGAUCUGUUUGCAAAAUGAUAAAAGUGUGCAAUAAAUGAAGCUAUGUUGUUGAAA
Messenger RNA from Puntigrus tetrazona (Sumatra barb), 5364 nucleotides. It is a transcript of the gene fam20ca, whose product is annotated as FAM20C golgi associated secretory pathway kinase a. Gene Ontology annotation, cellular component: Golgi apparatus. The record is from RefSeq and is a predicted model, not a curated record. Bases 447 to 2219 code for a protein of 590 amino acids. Gene Ontology annotation, molecular function: protein serine/threonine kinase activity. Gene Ontology annotation, biological process: protein phosphorylation. The transcript is spliced from 10 exons. NCBI's taxonomy places the organism in Eukaryota, Metazoa, Chordata, Actinopteri, Cypriniformes, Cyprinidae.